This is a messenger RNA of Daldinia childiae, 882 nucleotides long. Its product is annotated as GTP cyclohydrolase 1. Gene Ontology annotation, molecular function: GTP cyclohydrolase I activity; GTP binding; zinc ion binding. Gene Ontology annotation, biological process: tetrahydrobiopterin biosynthetic process; tetrahydrofolate biosynthetic process. The transcript is spliced from 4 exons. Bases 1 to 882 code for a protein of 293 amino acids. The record is from RefSeq and is a predicted model, not a curated record. Lineage: Eukaryota; Fungi; Ascomycota; Sordariomycetes; Xylariales; Hypoxylaceae. Gene Ontology annotation, cellular component: cytoplasm.
AUGGCAGCGAAACACAAGAGCGCGACCAAAGUCGGGAUGAUAGGAGGGCUAGCAAGAAGAAGAAGAGAAGAAGUGAAAGAUGGAGGCAUAUCAGAGAUCAAUGGACAUUCUAAGUCGUUAAAGAGGAGGAACAGCAUCAGCAAAGCAGCACGAGAUCCCAGAGAUGAGCCUCGUGGGAAGAAGCGCAAGAAGGCUAAGACUGAGGGUAUAGAAACCAGGUCACCUAGUCCGGUUAUUGACUUUGAUGGCCUAAGCCGGCCAAGUCGGGGGACCCGGGAACGACUUGAGGAGAGCUCCGAACAAGCAGCCGAGAGAUUGGAGAAAAUGCGAGGAGCCAUUCGUACAAUUCUAGAGUGCGUUGGCGAAGACCCAGACAGAGAAGGCGUUCUUGAUACUCCGAAACGAUAUGCGAAAGCGAUGCUUUUCUUCACAAAGGGAUAUCAACAAAACGUUAGAGACAUUGUGAACAAUGCUAUCUUCCAUGAGAACCAUAAUGAGAUGGUGAUUGUGAAAGAUAUAGAAAUAUUCAGUCUCUGCGAACACCACUUGGUACCCUUUACUGGGAAGAUGCAUAUCGGAUACAUUCCAAACAACAAUGUUAUCGGCAUUUCCAAGCUACCGCGUAUCGCCGAAAUGUUCAGCCGCCGACUGCAAGUCCAGGAAAGACUAACGAGAGAAGUUGCCAAUGCUAUCAUGGAGGUUCUAAAACCUCAGGGUGUGGCAGUUGUGAUGGAGUCAAGCCAUCUCUGCAUGGUCAUGCGGGGUGUUGAAAAGACGACUACCAGCACAAUCACCAGUUGCGUGCUCGGCUGUUUCGAAAGAAAAGAAAAGACUAGAAACGAGUUCCUCAGUCUUGUUGGGCUGAAUAGGACAUACAGGUAG